Molecule: messenger RNA, 1818 nt
Organism: Brassica oleracea var. oleracea
Lineage: Eukaryota; Viridiplantae; Streptophyta; Magnoliopsida; Brassicales; Brassicaceae
Exons: 1
Coding region: 1-1818 (605 amino acids)
Source: RefSeq, a predicted model, not a curated record
AUGAGGGAUUUUGCUUGUGGUUCUUCAAAGAAGCGUAACGUGACAUCCCCUUACAAAAAAAGCAGAGUAAUCGACAUUUCAGAUGAGGAUGAACUGGUUAGGGAAGUGGAGAAAUUAGAGGAGACAAUAAUGAGUGAGGGUGGUAAAGGAGGGACUAGCUUAGGCGAUGAUGAGAGUGGUUUUAGCUUUGCAACAGAUGAAGAAGGGAACUUUGAAGUGGACGAGAUUUCUGUGAGGCCUAGAGGUUACGAUAAGGAGUUCUGGUCACCAUUACUAGCUGAAGAUUAUGGUGGUUCUGCUGCUGUUAAUGUUUUUUACAAUGAGGAAGAGAUUGUUGAGGGUCUAACGAAGAAGAAAGGGGCUCGUACUUAUUUUUGUGACACAAAAAGUUGUUUUGACCAUUAUGUGGAGGUGGGUUGUGGUAGAGGGGGUGAAGAUAAAGCGAAAGAUGAGAUGCCGGAGGAGGCUAAUCCUUGGAGUGGAGGCGGUGGCGUUAACAGGAACAAUGAGCCCAAACGAAGACUUGCAGACAUCGAUGAUGAAGAGUUUGAUAUACCACCGCUGUUUGAUGAUACAGAGUUUGAUGCCGCUGAAAUACCCGAUAUGGACGUGGAUGAGCAUGACGGGAACAUUGAAGUUGGAAAGGUAUUUGGAAGCAAAGAGGAUUGUCAGAUAGCUCUAGCUAUCUAUGCCAUAAAGAAGCAGUUCAAGUUCACGCAAACGAGGACAAAGAUAGAUUCGUUCGUUGUUGAGUGUCCUGACAGUAGAUGUGAUUGGCGAGUAACAGCACACGAAGUCAGGGGGUGUAGGUAUUAUGAGAUAAGGAAGGCACAACUUGAUCAUACCUGUCCAAUUGAGUUCCGUAAUGGGUACAACAGCAAGGCGACAUCACGUGUGAUAGCUGCAGUUUACAAGGCGAAAUUUGGAGACUCGGGUAAGCUUCCUGUGGCUAGGGACUUGCAAAAACUUGUUUUAGAGGAUCUGCGGGUGGACGCCUCCUACAUGAAAUGUUAUAGGGCGAAGGAGAAGGGCGUGUUGGGAUUGCGUGGUUCUGAUGAAGACUCUUACUUGAAGUUGCCGAAGUAUUUGUAUAUGUUGAAGCUUGCAAAUCCCGGUACUAUAGCUGAUUUGGAAACUGAUGUAGAUGAUGACGGGGACGAACGUUUUUUAUAUUUGUUUCUAGCAUUUGGUGCUUCAAUUAGUGGGUUUAGAAAGCUGAGGCAUGUUUUGGUUAUUGACGGUACACAUCUCAGUGGCAAGUACAAAGGAGUGCUGUUAACCGCAAGUGGGCAGGAUGCAAAUUUUCAAAUAUUCCCACUUGCAUUUGCAGUCGUGGACAGUGAGGAUGAGGAUGCUUGGACAUGGUUUCUUCAGAAAGUGGAGAGGAUUCUAUGUGAUUCUCCAUCUCUUGCGAUUAUUUCAAACAGGGUUGUGAGCAUAUCUAAUGCAGUGAGUAAGAUUUACCCUCAGGCGAAGCAUGGGGCUUGCAUUGUUCAUCUUGCUAGGAAUGUGAAUUCGAGGUUCUCGAGUAAGAACCUUGCAAAGAUGGUUACUUCCGCUGCGAUGGCACAUAGUGUGGGGGAGUUUAGAGAUUAUUACGGGAAGAUUAGGGCGGCUAACAGUGAGUGUGGCAUUUAUCUCGGACAAAUUGGUGUUGCUCGUUGGUCAAGAGCAAAUUUCCCUGGUGAUAGAUAUAACAUUAUGACCAGCAAUAUUGCUGAACAACUGAACAAGGCUUUGUUGGAAGGAAGGGGAGCUGCUAUAGUAGAGUUGCUGACUUUUAUACAGAGGAUGAUGACCCGAUGGUUUUGUGCGUGA